UACUGCUUAGUUUACAUGUGUAGAUCUAAUGAUGCGUUCAAUCUAGUUUACAUCUGCAAUGUCAUGAUUUAUUUAUGGAAUAAAUUAAAUCAUUAUGCGCUUAUAAUUUCAACAUAUUGUAGCCGCACACGUAGCAUGCAGUCCUGGAUUGCUUGAAUCUAUCGGCAUCGGCUGAUUGACAACUAAUCAAACAUAACCAAUUGACCUUGACCAUAUCAUCAAUCGAACCUUUCACUGGAUAUAUAAGCAUGCAUAUACACACUAUAGGCAUGAGAUUUUAUAUAUAGAGAGAGAGAGAUAGAGAUCUGAGUUGACCGCCGUCGACUUAAUUAGCAUUCAAGUUUUUAGGAGAUAUUCUUUUUAUCUUGGAAGCAAUGUACAUCGAUCUGCCAUGCAAGCAUGCAUGGAUCAUGGAUGCAUUAUGCAUAUAUGCGUGAUGAGGAAGCAUUAUAUGCAUCUGGCAUCUCAACACUUGACUUAAUUAUCUCUUGAGGCCACAAUAUAUAGCUAGGAUAAAGUAGCCGAUCAAGCAUGCAUGAAGCACUUGAAACCUUGUGUGCUUAUAAGUAGCUAGCUAGCUAUAGGGGCAGCUCCAACACCUUGCUACUGCAGAAAAGUGUAAAAAAUGGCUAGUGGAUCGGAUGCAAUGGGCACUUUCCUUGCGAUGGCAGCGUUAACCUUCCAAGUGAUGCUUCUUGGUGGUGCCGUCGUCGCCGGCGGCUGCAACGAUACACGGCGGUCGUCGGUCCCGGCGAUCUUCCUGUUCGGCGACGGCGCGCUGGACGUCGGCAACAACCAAUACUUGCCGUCGUCCGAGGCCGGAGACCCGAUCCGCGCCGAUCACCCCUUUUACGGCAUCGACUUCCCCGGCGGCAAUGCCACCGGCAGGGUCAGCAACGGCUACACCAUGGCCGACUUCAUUGGACGACGCAGAAUCAGUAUCACUGCCGAGACAAGUGCGAUACUUCUCCAACACCGUGGAGGAGCUGAACGGCACCGUGACCGAGCACGAGCUAACCGAGCUUCUCUCCAAGUCCCUCUUCCUCAUCUCCGCGGGCACCUCCGACCUCUACCGCAUCGCCAACAUACUCGACUCGCCGUCGCCGUCGCCGCCGCCGCCCGACAACGAGACCGACAUCCCGCACCUCGUCGCCUCCUACGGCGAGCUCGUCGUCCGGCCACUGCACGCCCUGGGCGCGAGGAGGUUCGGCGUCGUCAACGCCCCGCCGAUCGGGUGCGCGCCGGCGGUGACGGAGCAGCCGCACAGCCACAGCCCCGUCGGCGGUUGCGACGACCGGAUGAACGCCCUCGCGAGGGAGUUCAACGACGGAUUGGGGUCUCUCAUGGCCGGGCUGAGCUCCUCCCUCCCCGGCCUCCGCUACUCUGUCGCCGAUUUCUACGGCUUCUCCAAUGCCACCUUCAUGAACCCGUCGGCUAAUGGGUUUACGAACACUGAUGCUGCGUGCUGCAAAGGGCCCUGCAAUGAGCAGUUCGGAGCGCCGUGUGGGAACCGGAGGGAGUACUGGUUCUGGGACGUGGGGCACACCACGGAGAAGGCCGCUAAGCUGGCAGCAGCUGCAUUUUACGACGGAGAACGCCAGUUCACCACGCCGCUUAACUUCAAGCGGUUGAUGGGAAUACACUGGAGAUGAUCGAGAUCUCCUAAUUUUUCACAUAUUUAAUAGCAAAUUUGAUGGGAAUACACUGAUCAGAGAUGAUCGAGAUCACAUUUUA
This is a messenger RNA of Oryza sativa Japonica Group (Japanese rice), 1734 nucleotides long. Its product is annotated as GDSL esterase/lipase At5g22810. The record is from RefSeq and is a predicted model, not a curated record. Lineage: Eukaryota; Viridiplantae; Streptophyta; Magnoliopsida; Poales; Poaceae. Gene Ontology annotation, molecular function: hydrolase activity, acting on ester bonds.